UCAACUUGUCUUGUUAGCUUUGCAUUUUUAUAAUUUUUAUUAUUUUUUUAUUUAUAAAUGACUGUAAACUAAUAUGAAUAAUGCACUCUGCAGAUAAAUUAAUUUGAUUAUCAUUUUCGUAAACUAGAAUGUUUUCCUCAAGGGAACUCGAGAUGUAUAUUCAUCAUUGAUUUUCUUGAAUAAAGGACAAGAAAUUAAAGCCUACAUUCUGAACUGAGGUGAAGCAAUUAUUGAACCUAGUAGCAGAGAAAAACUCUGCUAGUAGCUAGUAACAUGUUGGACCUUGACGAAGAAGAAAGAAUCCAAGAAUCAUUGGAUAUCUUGGAUACAGCGAUAACCCAGCAGAAGAGGAUUUUUUUUAAUGACAUGGCCAAUUAUUCUCCAAAAGCAUCAAUACCUAUAAAGGAGAGAAUGAAAAGAUUUCUUUAUAACAAUUUAAACAGCGAUGAUGAAUAUUUAAUGGAAGUAAAGAGGAAAAGUCUGCUCAUGGAAAAACAUUCAAACUAUACUAUAUUAAAUGAUGCGGUUAAAAUGAAUGACUCAAGAUAUGUUGAAGCAUUGAUAAAAUCAGGUGCACCUUUAGAUAAUCCCGAUAGGAAUCAGAUGACUCCUUUGGAAAUUGCAAUAUCAACCAACAACUAUGAAUUAUGUGCUAUGCUAUUGUACUAUGGUUGCAGUAGGUUUCGUUCAAGGUUUUCUUCUCAUCUAAUAUAUGCUAUAUGUACUGGAAGUAAUCCAGAUAUUCAAUUAUUACUUCUUAAAUAUGAGCCAAAUUUAAAUGUUUGUUUUUUAAAAGCAAGCCUUCUGUUUGUUGCAAUAAAACACAGUCACUUUUUAAUUCCUCACCUUUUGAAUUGUGGUGUGCAUGUGGACUUCCAAAAAACUUUUUAUUUCAUAUUGAGGAACCCUGUACCACUUGAUUAUUUUCAACUGUUUUGGAAAAAAUUCGACUAUGAUGAAUGGGAAGAAGACUGUUAUGAAUCUGUUUUACUUGCUGCUUUGAAGUCUAAAAGUCCAUCUAAUAAUUUAUGGCAAGGAUAUCUUCGUAUAAUUAUUGAAGAUCCUAGAAUUGGUUGUAUUUUAGAAAGACACGACACAAUACUCAUUCCCUUUUUAGUUGAUCAGUAUUGUCGUAGAAACAUUCCUGAAUCCAAAUAUUAUGAUUUAAUAUGUAUAUUAUUAAGUCAUGGUUGUAGAAUGAAUUUUGAGGUAAUGGAUAGGGUAUUAUAUUUUUAUCUAGGAUGGGAGUCUCCUACAUAUAAACUAUUAAGGCACAUGGAAAUAAUUGGGUUGGAUAAAAAAUAUUAUUAUAGAUCCUUCGGCCUAAUUCAAUUCUGUUUUCAAAAACCACUGGCAUCUAUUUUGCAUAGUUUUUUUAAUAGCAAGGGAUCAACUACUUCGCCAGAUUUUGAAGAUUUCGAAAAAUUUUUCACAGUUACCGGAGCCUUGAGAAAAUGUCUGGAAAGCGGAAAUCUACCAAGUACUGAUGAAGAUUGUUCUGAAAGAACAGUUCCGCCUCUAUUAGAAUUAGCAAGAAAUCGGUCAAGGGAUUUCAUUUGUAUGAAGUACAAAAUUGUGAAUGCUGGUAAAUAUAUAAGUGUUGUGAAACAUUAUUUGAAUUUACCUGAUAAAUUGAAAACUAUACUUACUUUUGACUGUCCACUUUAUUGAAAAAGACUGACCGAAUUUCAGUUAAAGCUUUUCAAUCGAUUCAGCAGAAAUGGCUGGAGACAUAUUUUUGAUAGCAAAAUGUGAAAAAAAUUAAUACACACAUAAGAUGAAGCUAAGCUCCUUCAGUUCAUUUGGAAUAUUACAAUGUGAUGCUAAGAUUGAAAAACUUAUUCUGUUAUUCUCUAGAAUAAGGUAUAAUUAAAUUGAUGUUCCUUGCAUUUUGUACUUUUAUAAAAAAUAAACGAGUUGAAUAAUCUAA
This is a messenger RNA of Coccinella septempunctata (seven-spotted ladybird), 1930 nucleotides long. RefSeq lists its product as uncharacterized. The coding region runs from base 274 to 1671 and encodes 465 amino acids. Lineage: Eukaryota; Metazoa; Arthropoda; Insecta; Coleoptera; Coccinellidae. The transcript is spliced from 3 exons. Gene Ontology annotation, molecular function: protein binding. The record is from RefSeq and is a predicted model, not a curated record.